Messenger RNA from Porites evermanni, 684 nucleotides. The record is from the annotation of a GenBank genome assembly. Lineage: Eukaryota; Metazoa; Cnidaria; Anthozoa; Scleractinia; Poritidae.
AUGCCCUCAAAAGAAAGUGGCGUCACAGCAGUCGCUGAAGAAACACUGCAGUUUAAUGAUGAUGAUUUAAGAGGUGAGGAAAAAUAUUCGUUUUUUGUAAUAUAUUGUAUAACGACGAUUGAAAAGAAAUUGCAGUCGAUAAUUUUUAAACAUAUUUUGGUAGGUGUGGUUUCUGAAUUGAGUUUCGUGUGAAAAAACGGUCCCAGAACUAUUAAUAAUAAACAUUUUUCAUUAUGUUGUAGCAAUUGCAGAAGUUUACAAAAAUGAAGGAAAUGAAGAGUUUAGAAAGAAGGAUUAUAACAACGCCAUUUACUUCUACACCGAAGGUAUUAAAGUGAACUGUAAGGAUAAAGAACUGAAUGCCAUGCUGUACAGCAACAGAGCAGCGGCACAUUUCAAUUGGGGUAAGAAGUUAGUUUAAUUUGACUUUGAAAAUCAUAGUAGCGAUGAACGUAGUGAAGGGGCAUUAACCGUUUAAGUCUCAGUAUCCACAUUCAAAUUCUCUAGACUGAUCUCCAUACAUUUCCUUAAAGGAUUAGUUGUGAGAAUUCGUUAAAAGAUCGAGGCAUUUAACCUUCCUCCGUUGCGUCUUUAACAGGAAAAUACACUGAAACACUGAAUGAUGUAGAACUUGCCAUUGGAUUACAACCAUCCCUAUCAAAAGCUUUUUUACAUGGUAAGAUU